GGAGGCGCCCCGGCCAGUCCCCUAUGAGGCGACGCAGCAGAUCCCCGGCGCCCUCGCCGCCUAUGGGGGUUUCGGCGUCGCGGUCGGGUUCGGUGCAGGGGGCUUCAUCGCCAUCUACCCCUGCAUCGAGAUCUUCUUCACCAGCGUCAGGACGGUCUUCUUCACCACGCUCGUCUCCGCCUCCGCCAGCUGCCCCCGUUUUGCAUCCUCCCCCCACUAUUCCUCCACCAGUGGCGCAGCCGCCGGUGAGGAGGAGUGGGAGGUUUGCUACGACGGAGGGUGGCGUGGAGGCUACGGAUGAAGACGUGAUGCAGAGGGCUAUGCGGCGUAAGGCGGAAAAGAACCUCGACACGGCAGGUCAUCUACAGAUGUACAGGUAUUCUCCGUUCGUGGUUACCUCUUCAGCGAGUGGAGAACCGAGACCUGUUUACGGAGGUCUGUACACGGUUGGAGGCUACGGCGAGGGAUACUUUUUCCCAACAUGGGUGGCAGCAUAGUCUACGGAUAGAUGCCCCACCUAUUUCUUAGGCGUUAUAUGUUUCAUCUUGAUGUGUAUCUCGCCUAGUUUUUUGUUUUUAUCACUUUCGAACCUGAGACAACAUAAACGGCUGUGUGCAUCCUGGUUAUGCAGAGGCUGGAUGUAAUUGCUUAUAAAAGUAAUGAAAGCAUCCUUUAUCGA
This is a messenger RNA of Lolium perenne, 679 nucleotides long. The record is from RefSeq and is a predicted model, not a curated record. Lineage: Eukaryota; Viridiplantae; Streptophyta; Magnoliopsida; Poales; Poaceae.